Messenger RNA from Durusdinium trenchii, 1819 nucleotides. NCBI's taxonomy places the organism in Eukaryota, Dinophyceae, Suessiales, Symbiodiniaceae. The record is from the annotation of a GenBank genome assembly.
UUAGCAUAACCUGCCUUGAAGGCAUUCCCAAUAGCAGACAUGCGAGUUGCCAUGGCCAGAGCCUGCUCGCCACAGAAGGUGCUCAUUUGUGGGAUUUCAGGCCUUUGUGCAGCAGCAACGCUCUUGCUGGUCCUGGGCUCCGCGCUCACUCGCUACAGAUAUAGUGAGCCAUGCGAGCUCGGUACCGCGGGCGACUCGCAGGCGUUGUUUGACUACAUGUCCUUCUACAGCUGCUCGGAGCUCUUGCCAGGAGCUGUGAAGGUGUGCUUCCUGCUGCUUUGGCUCGCCCUGCUGAUCAGCAUGCUGGCCAGCACGGCCGACGACUACUUCGUGCCACAACUGGAGGCUCUCUCUGAACGGCUCGGCCUCGAGGAGGAUGUGGCUGGUGUGACUUUGUUGGCACUGGGCAAUGGUAUGCCCGAUGUGAUGACCGCAUGCAGCUCAGUCAACAAGGCGAAUGACCUGGCGCUGACAAUGGGAGAGUUCUUGGGUGCGGCCAACUUUAUCAUCGUCUUUGUCUUUGCCUGUGUGCUGUUGGCCUCCCCGGGGGCCACCAGUGUCGAUGCCUGGCCAUUCUUGCGCGAUUCAUCCAUGUAUUUGCUGGUGGUCUUCUUUAUGGUUUUUGUGACAUGGGACGGCCAGAUCAGUCUCGUAGAGUCGCUCGCCUUUUUUGCGCUCUAUGGCGUCUACCUGCUGGUGGUCUUACUUCCAUCCCGGCUGAGCCCACGCACAUCGAGCACUGAGGACAUCGAACUGGAGGAGCCCAACAGCCCCUCAGACAGCUUCCAGCCUUUGGCCUCGGAGUCCGAAGCAGAAGAUGUGGGUGGAUUGCAGGUGAGUGAGCCAAUGGCGCUAGCCGGACUACAAGCCAAAGGGAACUUGAGUCUGGUCUUGACGACCAUGGAGCUACCAUUUACCCUGGCAAGGCACGUGUGCAUUCCGUCGGCCGCCUGGAACGGGCCGCGGAGGGUCUUGGCGGCGCUGUGCCCCACCUGCGGGAGCCUCUUCAUGAUCCUCUCUUUUGGCGGCUGGGAGGCCUUUGCUGUUCCCAACGGUGCUGGGGGCGUUGGAGUGCCUGGCUGGGCGGUGUGUGGCUUGGUGGGGAUGUUACUGGGUGUGGCCGUGCUGCGCUUCUCCACACCAGCGCGCAUGCCGCGCUGGCAUCUUGCACUGCUCCUCUGGGCCAUGUGCUCGGCGGUGAGUUGGUUCAACUUCCUGGCCAACGAAUGUGUGGCCGUGCUGGAGGCUUUUGGCCUGAACCUGGGCAUCUCCUCCUCAGUGCUGGGCAUCACGGUAUUGGCCUGGGGCAACUCCGUUGGAGAUCUGGUGGCAGACACCGCGCUCGUGCGCCAGCGGAGGUCGAAAAUGGCGGUUGCUGGGAUCUAUGGCUCCCCGCUCUUGAGUGAUUUGUUGGGCUUAGGAAUCGCUUUGACCAGUCACACUUGGCAGCACGGAGACCUUCGAUCACAGCUCAGCAAGCAGAACCGGAUCGCCGCAGUCUCCUUGCUCUUGGCCGUCGUGAUGACCAUGGCUGUGUUCGCGGGCUUUCGCUUCCAUGGCCCCCGGCGAUUGGCCUGGGUUCUUUUGGGUCACUAUGCCAUCUUCAUGGUACUCUCAGUGGCUUGUGAAUUGGGCUUCAUCCCAGACGUGCCCUGAAGGGGUCACAAGGCUCGAUCGAGGCCCAACUGCAGUUGCUCAAGUUCCUGUCGAGUUCGUCGGUGAUUUUCCUUUCGGGCUGCUGAGUUCUCAUGCGCCCAGACUCUUUGUCACCGUGAGAGCCCGGCUGAGUGAGUUGGAUCAGAUGAGCGCGGCCGAUCAA